Mobula hypostoma (lesser devil ray) is the source of this 2204-nucleotide messenger RNA. RefSeq names its product DEP domain containing 4 (gene depdc4). Bases 30 to 1637 code for a protein of 535 amino acids. NCBI's taxonomy places the organism in Eukaryota, Metazoa, Chordata, Chondrichthyes, Myliobatiformes, Myliobatidae. The record is from RefSeq and is a predicted model, not a curated record. Gene Ontology annotation, biological process: intracellular signal transduction. The transcript is spliced from 9 exons.
CUUGAUGACGCUGCGAGCGGGAGGCGGUAAUGGCGGUGAAUUUAACUCCGCGCUUUCGGCGGUUGGAAAGUCGUGGGUCGCUGAGGCGCCGAGGACAUUUGGAACCUUUCCAUGCAACACAGGUAUGGAAUAACAUUAUCCAAGCCCUGCAGACCCAGGUGGAGGUGAGGCAUUACAAACGUUUCUGGAGGACGUAUAAUGGCUGCUUCACUGGUGCUGAUGCAGUUGAUGUGGUGCUGAGCCACCUUAUGCAAAGCAUGUACUUCGUCAACAGUGAUGUCUCGCGUUUGAAAGCAGCUCGCCUCUGCCACGCUCUGAUGGAGCACAGAGUGUUUGAGCCUGUUAACACGAGACUCUUCGGUAAAGAGCAGCAAAUGGUGUUCGAAGAUUGCAGUAGCAGCCUCUACAGGUUUAUGGAAGAUGGUGCAUUCCCUGGUCAGGAACAGGGACCAGAAGAUUUGUUUCACCAUGAAAGACCGCUGCCAAGGAAGAAAUGUCCCAUACCAGAUAAAAUAACUUACUCGAAUCCUAUUGCCUUGGAAGCCUGUGACAAAAGGAUUGAAGAAGUUUUGCAAGCAAUCAGCCUUCGUCCAUCACUACCCACAAACAUAAAAAUAAAAGCACCAACCAGCCUGCUGCCAAAGAAAGUUGUUGAGGAUGUUUGGAAGCAGGCGACUUUAUUGCAGCUGCUCCAUUUAAUUCAUCUUCCCGUCCUGGACAGCAUUCUGGAGUCUCCCCUGAAGAUGGAAAGAAGAGAAGCAGUUCAUUUCAGUCGGCAAACUGACCUUAUUAUCUCCAACAAGUUCCUGGAUCGAGAGGUUUCUAAGAUCCUAAAUCUACCUUACACUGAUGAGUGGCUCUUGGCUGCUGUUGACUGCCUGGAUUAUUUCCCAGACCAGCUGAUCGUACACGCGAGUGAACUGUUAUCUCAGACCACGAAUGAUUGUGAUGCUGCAGACACUUACAAAAGAGUUUUGUUUGAAACUGUGGCGAAGCAUUACAGCCAGAACAGGGAGCCCCUUCUCUGCAGAUGCUAUCUUGACAUAUACUGCGGGAUAAUUAGAUUUCUGGAGAAUGGAAAGACUGGACAAGCACUGGAGGCUGCUCAGCUGUGCGUUCGAUUGUUGGAGCCAAUUUGGAGAGAGGAAUUGCACAGGCUGUUGUCUUUUAUGGCUGUUGCAGCUUGCCCUGGUACCUACAGACUACAGAAGCAGAAUACCAACAGGACUGUGGUGAUGAAAACAUUUGCCAAAGCUAUUGUGCAAAGCAAGUCUCUGUCAAAGUCCCAGACUGAGGAUCUGGCCUUGUUCCUAAUGGAUAACCACGCUGAGGUGUUCAAGAUCCCCAGUUUCCUGCUUCAGAUGGUCAGGAAGAAGCUCCUUUCUCUUCAGGAAGGAAGGAAUCCCAGUGCUAUUGCAGACUUUACCUUCUGCAAGCAUGUCACACAAAAGGAGUUUGAGGUGCAGAAACGUCAGACCACCUUAGAGCAACUUCAGCGGUUGAUUCGCAGCAUCAGUCAAAAUCGCAGCCUGUGUGAGAAGGAAAGAAACCGGCUGCUUCAGGAGUUUCGGAAGCACCAUCCCUCUGUGUUUUUCCACCACCACUCAAGCUGCUAUUUAGAAGGAGAACACUCGUAGAAUGGCUUCUCAGAGUUGAACAACUACUUAUCGCAUUGUGAAUGAUUACUUGAAUUUGAUUGCAUUGAUCCGAGAAUUCUAACAGUGCAAGCACAGGAACUAACCACAUGGAUCUGCAACUGACAUGUUCAUCUCCUGCCUUUUCUCCAUUCGAACUUCUUUUUGUUUAAUUUGUACAAAAUGCGAAUCAUGCUACUGAUUAGCAAAAAGUCAAAAAUAAAUUUAUUAUCAAAGUACAUAUAUCUGGCGAUUACUUUUCAUGCACACAUUUGCAGAUAAAUAAAGAAAUACAAAAGAAGUUAUGAAAAACUAAACAUAAGGACCGACAAACAGCCAAUGUGCAAAAAUUAGGGCAACUAUUUGGGUAUAACUGUGAAAAUAGAGGGUGCAAAAUUAUGUAAUGCACCCACAAAAUGGAGGAGAAACUCAGCAAGUCUGGCAGCAUCUAUGGAAAGCAAUUAAGUUUGUGUCAGGCCAGGACUCUCCCUGAAGGGUCUCAGCCCAAAAUGUCAACUCUAUUCCUUUCCACAGAUGCUGCCUGAUUUGUAGAGUUCCUCUGGUAUUUUG